AAUGGUGACGCGUCUGUCUCGAGCUGCCACCUAUACCGCUCCGACUCUAUUAAAUCCCCACCAUCAAGCCACCCAUCCUUCACUCACCACUUCUCUCGUUCAAGGUCGUCUCUGCCACCUCUCUAAGAUUCUCCUUACACCAUGCAGCUUUUCCCAAUAUCGCCCUUUUUCGCUACCUUUCAUUCUCAGUUUGUUAUUCCUAUGCCAAUACUACUAUUGUGCUCUUUCUUGCUGGUCCUCGUACUGUUCCUCCAAUGGCACCACCCACGACACAAACGCCUCCCCCCCGGUUCAAUGGGUUGGCCAUACAUAGGCGAGACCCUCAAGCUCUACACUGAGAACCCAAAUUCCUUCUUCGCAAACCGGCAGAAGCGGUAUGGGGAUAUAUUCAAGACCCACAUAUUGGGAUGCCCGUGUGUGAUGAUUUCGAGCCCGGAAGCAGCAAGGAUUGUUCUUGUGAGCGGAGCUCAUCUUUUCAAGCCAACUUAUCCGCCAAGCAAAGAGAAAAUGAUAGGGCCAGAGGCUAUAUUCUUUCAUCAGGGGGCCUACCAUUCAAGGCUCAAAAAGUUGGUUCAGGCUUCCUUUCUGCCCUCUGCCAUAAGAGGGUCGGUCCCGGAGAUUGAGCAUAUUGUUCUGAAAUUUCUUCCCACUUGGAAGAACUGCACCAUCAACACCUUGCAAGAGAUGAAGAGGUAUGCUUUUGAUGUGGCAAUGAUUUCGGCCUUGGGGAACAAACAAGACUUGGAAAUAGAAGGAAUAAAAAGUUUGUAUCAAUGCCUUGAGAAAGGCUACAAUUCCAUGCCUCUGGAUCUACCGGGAACUCCUUUUCGCAAAGCAAUGAAGGCAAGGAAGCUUCUGAACGAGACUUUGAGAAGAUUAAUAGAAAAGAGAAGAGAAAGUGGGAGACAUGGCGGAGGCUUGUUAGGAGUAUUAUUGGGAGCCACAGACCAGAAGCUGACUGAUCAGCUUACCGACUCUCAAAUUGCUGACAAUCUAAUCGGAGUGAUCUUUGCUGCUCAUGAUACAACUGCGAGUGUUCUAACAUGGGUUCUAAAGUAUUUGCACGAUAAUGGCAAUCUCCUAGAUGCCGUGACGAUGGAACAAGAAGGAAUUCAACGCAAGUUAUUUGAAGAAAAUCGUGGGCUUACGUGGGAGGAUACUCGGCGCAUGCCGUUGACUGGCCGGGUGAUUCUUGAAACACUGAGAAGUGCAAGCAUACUAUCGUUCACAUUCAGAGAAGCAGUGCAAGAUGUAGAGUUUGAGGGAUACUUCAUUCCGAAGGGUUGGAAGGUUCUGCCGCUGUUCAGAACCAUUCAUCACAGCGCUGAGUUCUUCCCACAACCUGAAAAGUUUGACCCUUCAAGAUUCGAGGUGCCACCAAGACCAAACACGUACAUGCCGUUUGGGAAUGGAGUGCAUGCUUGUCCAGGUAGUGAGCUGGCCAAGCUUGAGAUGCUAAUCCUUCUCCACCACCUCACCACCUCUUACAGGUGGCAAGCCGUGGGAGUUGAAGAAGGGAUACAAUAUGGCCCUUUCCCUGUACCCAAACAGGGAUUGCCGAUAAAGGUAACCCUAAGGAAGAAGACGGAGCCGUGAGCAUAUAGGAUCAGUUUUUGGGUUCUUGACGACGACGGAAAUGUUGUCCAGUGGGGACAAAAGCAACAUAUCCCCGGCCAUUGAGUUUUCUUUUUUCUUUUUCAUUUCUGUUUUUCAAAUUUGUCGUUGGGAAUCCUCUGUAUUUGCAAGCUGUCUUGGGGUGGAUAUUGUCUAGUACUUUAACGUAGGAGCUAGUACUGAUCGAUCAGUCCUGGCCUGCCGACGUUGCAUCGUUAACGUGUGUAACGAAUAUAUCAUGUUCUGUGCAGAAAAAUAAAAAUCUCACCAAUUUGGCAGAUGUGUUCGCAUGUGCUGUUAAUUGAAAGGAACGUGGUUUUUUGAGGAUCAAA
Messenger RNA from Alnus glutinosa, 1946 nucleotides. RefSeq names its product abscisic acid 8'-hydroxylase 2. Gene Ontology annotation, molecular function: heme binding; iron ion binding; oxidoreductase activity, acting on paired donors, with incorporation or reduction of molecular oxygen. Gene Ontology annotation, biological process: sterol metabolic process. NCBI's taxonomy places the organism in Eukaryota, Viridiplantae, Streptophyta, Magnoliopsida, Fagales, Betulaceae. The coding region runs from base 142 to 1596 and encodes 484 amino acids. The transcript has 8 exons. The record is from RefSeq and is a predicted model, not a curated record.